This is a messenger RNA of Salmo salar (Atlantic salmon), 4680 nucleotides long. RefSeq names its product ankyrin and armadillo repeat containing (gene ankar). NCBI's taxonomy places the organism in Eukaryota, Metazoa, Chordata, Actinopteri, Salmoniformes, Salmonidae. Gene Ontology annotation, molecular function: protein binding. The record is from RefSeq and is a predicted model, not a curated record.
GACUUUUGAGACAACAAUAUUGUGCUGUGAUGGUACCAACAAGUUUCACCCAUUAUUCUAAAACGGUCUAUGCAAGUCAUUUAGAGUGUAAGCAAUGGUUCAAAUAGCCUGCUAGCUAACGUAAACUAUGGAAGUAAUGUCGCGCUCACUGACAUCCAGUUCUUCGUCCAGAUUACAACAUUCUUCUGUUGAAGAGAAGGAUGACACGGCCUACCUUGCUGCAUUGACAGCUCAAAGAAAUGCCAACGCUUUCUUUGAGAAGUACGAAAAGGGUGAAGUUCAGGAGUUGCUGAGCCUGACCUCUUGUAACUGGUUUCUGGGUGGCGAUGACUUCACUCAGCCAGUUGAAAUGCCGCCAGGCAUAAUCAAACAAAUGAGGAACUUCACCGACUCAAACUGCAUCAUUCUCGCACCUGUGGAUGCCCGAGUCCCUCUUGAUUACAAGGUGGUCCAUCAAAUAGUCCGAGAGCUCACAGUUGGCAUCUAUUGUUUCAACCAAGUGCCAUUUAUAAGUCUUGAGCCAAACUUUGACCAGAGCACCUCGUGCCAACUGUCUCCAGCAUAUUAUGAUACGAAAGUAGGUCAAAUUUUGGUUAAUAUUGACUACACUAUCAAGGCUCUUUGGCAUGGAGCCUAUAUUCCUAGAGAAAAUCGCAUUCGCUUCUCUGAACUCUGGAGAAGCAGCAUGGGUGUCGACUCAAAUGGAGUACCCCAGACGAAGAAAGAUGUGUUUGCAGAGUUUCUCACUGCAGGUCUUCAGGACAUCUCAGAGGAGCCCUGUUACCAGGGCAUAUACAACAUGGAAGUCAGUGUGGAUCCUACCUACGACCCCAACAGUGCAGAGGAGGAGAGCCUUUUUUCCCAACACCAGGAGAGCAUCCUGCUUAAGCUGACAUCCUACCUGUCCUCUGCCCGACAGCACGGCAACCUGUUUGUGUUCGAGGGCGCCCACAGUCUGGCCAGUGUGGUGAGGCUGACUGAGGAGAGGCUGGAGCUGGCCACCUACCAGAGGCUGCAGCAGAGGCUGGGUCUACAGGCAGGCCUGGUUAGGGGCUGCUUGGAGAGGAAGGCAGAGGUGUGCAGAGACCUGGCUUACCUGCGCCUCCUCACCUUCCUGGUGCCCUUCCUGGUAGGGCUAAAGAAGAGGAUGAAGAUCCCAGACCUGGCGCAGAUGCUGCCUGCUUACUCAGAUGAUAAACUGAAGACAGAGAGGGAAUUACCACCAUUGCUCCUUGGACCUGCGUUCGCCUGUAAACAUUUUCCGUACAAGUCAGAUGAGUAUUUUCACCUUCACGGUGGGAUUGAAGUUGACAUCGGAACCCCUCAGCUGGAGGAGGUCUCUGAGGAAACAAAGGAGGCCUUUGCUGCACUGCAGAGUCUUGCAGUGGAUCACCUAAGAGACCUGCUAAGUCAGGACACCACCUACAAAGAGCACUUCCCCGUACCAGUCCACAAGGUCAACGGCAAUAACUAUCAUGUGAUCUCCAUUGAGGUGGGCUCAUUCUACCCUCAGCCUAACGUGGUUCCAUGGUGGGAGGCCCUCAACACUGCCGUCAAAACCCUGAGAGGGAAGAGACUGCCUCUCUCUGACGUUCAGCUGCAUGAGCAGUUCAAGAAGACAUUUGGCUACAAAAAGGCCAUCAAUUGCAAGAGUGUGCCAUUCGGCCUGCGUGCUGCGGCAGAGCGCGGCCUAUCCGCUGUGUUCUACUCGCUGUGCCGCCGGAACUCUCCAUCUCACCUGGGAGUCCUGGACGAGCAGGGCUACUCCCUGCUGCACCACGCCGCCAAACACAACCACACACACAUCAUCUGCCAGCUGGCCACCACCGGGGUCAACCUCAACCAGACAAGCAGCGGCAGGUUCAGCCGCACAGUGAAAUCUGGAGGUGGUGUUGGGCCCCCAAAAGGAGCUGGCUCCACUCCCAUGCACCUGGCUGCUCAGUGUGGUUCCCUGGAGGCCAUCAGCUGUCUGCUGGCUCUGCAGGCCGACCACCGGCUAGUGGACCGCAGGGGCUGGAUGGCUGUGCACUUUGCUGCCUACUACGGCCAGGUGGCCUGCAUACAGGCCCUUUGCAGGAAAGACCCAGAGCUGGUGGAGAUGCAAACCACUGCCGAGUACCGCAGCUGCCCGUUGCUCCUGACGGCCACGUCGGGCUCCGUGGAUGGCCUGGACUACAUGCUGUCCGCAGGAGCCGACUGGCGGAGGAGGGACAGCAAGGGCAACGACGUUGUGCAGCUGGCCGCCCUCUACUUCCACCCCAAAGUCCUCAGGCACCUCAUCUCGCUGGGCCUGCCGGACCUGCCUGUCUGGAAGAUCCUCGUGGAGAUGCUGCACAGCGAGGACCACCGCAGGCUGGAGAUGGCCAUACGCUGCCUGGAAGCUCUGUGUGUCACAGCCAAGUCCUUCUGGAGGGAUAUCAUGGAUGCAGGAGGGAUCCCGGCCCUGUUGGAGCUAAUGCGCAGCACAAGACCAGCGCUGCAACGUAUGGCUGCCGCCGUGGUGUGUCACAUCUCGGAGAGGACGCCCGUGUGUGAGGCCCUGGUGCGCUAUGGUGCCGUGCCGGUGCUGAUCAAUCUGCUGGGCAGCCAGCAGGCCGAGCUCCACUCCCGCUGUGCCCUCAUGCUGGCAGACCUGGCAGGGCACAGUGACCAGUACCAGUCCCUCAUAGCCCAGCAGGGUGGAGUGGCCCCGUUGGUGAGGCUCCUGGGCUCGGACCUACAUGAUGUGCUGGUGAACACUGUGCGGUGCAUCAAGGCGCUGUGUGUCCAUAGCCCCGGCAACCAGACGGCCGUGGCUCUGGCUGGGGGGAUUCCACAACUUGUGGAGCUCUUGACUGUCAGAUCAGAAGUGUUGCAAGAGGAGGUGUGCGCGGCUCUGGCUGAGCUGGCUAAGGGACACCGGGAGAACCAGGACACCAUCUGUGGAGCGGGCGCCGUGGCCCCGUUGGUGCUCAUACUGCGGGGGAGGAAGAUAGCCGCGCAGGUGAAGGCGGCCAGAGCCCUGGAGGCCAUCGCCGAUCACAACCCUGCCAUACAGGCCCGCUUUCUGAAGAAGUCGGCCGCCAAGCACCUCCUACGACUCUUAAAGGUGUUCCAGGUGGAGGCGAGGGAGCAGGGGGCCGUCUCUCUAUGGGCCUUGGCAGGACACACUCUGAAGCAACAGAGACUCAUGGCAGAGCACAUCGGCUACCACUUCAUCCUCGAGCUCAUCCUCUCCUCCUCCGACAGGAUGCAAUACGUCGGCUGCCAGGCAGUUAUAGCACUGAGCAGGGACAGUCGGAGCCACCAGGACGGGCUGUGUAAAGAAAAUGGGGUGCCCCCACUGGUUCGUCUACUACGGGGGUCCCGGACCACAGAGAGUACCCUCCUCAGCGUUAUACGAUCCCUGGGCAUCCUGUGUAUUGGAGGGGCACACACCAAUAACCCAAACAGCCAGAGGGUCAUAGCUGAGGAGCAAGCCAUUCCAACUCUGUUAGAACUUGUGAAGCACCAACAAUCACUGCAGGUCAAGGUCCAAGUGGCUCAAACGCUGGCCUGUGUGCUGCUUGGAAACCAGGACCUACAAACAACCUUCUGGGAAAAAGAGGAGUUUACCUACAAAACAGUUCUAGAGUUGCUGCGAGUGCCAGAUCAGCAGGACAUCUCCCUGGAGGCUGGUUAUGCCCUGUCUCUGUUUGCCUACAACAACACCACCCAGCAGGCAGCCAUCCUGCAGAAUGGGGGCAUUCCCAUAGCCAUGUACGAGCCCUUCUUGAACUCCAGGAACGAGAUGGAGAGGGCCAAAGCUGCUUUUCAGAUAGUUGUGCUGGCCAAAGUGAUCACGGACAUGGACCAGGUGACUCUGUCUGCCAGAGGGGUGACUGUCCUUGUAGACCUUCUGCAGUCCACUAAUCCCAACACUGUGGUCCUGACAGCUCAGUUGCUAGCCAGUCUGGCUCACACCCGGGCAGGCAUUCCUGAUGCUAUUGUCACCAUGGGAGCUGUUGGUCACCUAUGUGCUCACCUGUAUUCUGAGGAGGAAGAGGUGCGAACAGCAUCUUCAAGUGCCCUCGGCUACCUCACCUUUAACCGUCACGCACAUCGCCUCUUGUUGGUGGAAUGUCGAAACACUCCAUCUAUGUACGACCUUUUGACCCAGCAUCUCAUCGAGGACGCCAAGAUCUCACACAUUUUUACUGCGGAGUUCGAAAGGCAGAAAAUAGUGGGGCUGCCAUCACUAAGUUUGGAGAUAAAUGGUGGCCCACCUGUUCCUCAGCGCAACAAAAAAGGUUUGUCCAAAAAGACAAGCCGCACUCCUGGCCUGUCAGUGUCUGCAGGCCACUUUGGGAGGAGCAGCUCGGCCCCAGUUCUCCAGCUUCAACCCCAGAGGAGCAGGACAGCCAACCCUAAGGUUAGGCUGCAGGGAGAGGGGCCAACCCAUAGCUCCCAGCCCACCCUGGAGUCACUGAGGCUGGAUAAGGACAGCCAGCGGCCCCGGCAAAGGCAGUGACCCCUGGAGGUCAGCCUAGGAUCUAGCCUGACUGGGCUAGCUUAAAGUAGUAGUGAACUUAUGACUCAGGGAGCCAUUCUAUUUAUGUUCAAGAUGAAUGUAUUACAUUUAUAUUAUUAAUGGAAAUGACUGACUUAAUGGUAUAAUAUAUUGGAAGUCAAUUGAAUAAAAAAACAAAAUGAAACACCUAA